Aureococcus anophagefferens is the source of this 1032-nucleotide messenger RNA. RefSeq lists its product as hypothetical. The record is from RefSeq and is a predicted model, not a curated record. Gene Ontology annotation, molecular function: oxidoreductase activity. The coding region runs from base 1 to 1032 and encodes 343 amino acids. Lineage: Eukaryota; Pelagophyceae; Pelagomonadales; Pelagomonadaceae. The transcript has a single exon.
AUGGCCGAAACGUCGCCGCGCAAGAAGGCGAAGACCGGCGCCAAAGCGGCGCCUCUGGACCUGAGCGGCCCGCCGCUGUCCUGGACCGCGACGCUGAACAACGGCGUGGCGAUGCCCGUCGUCGGCUUCGGGACCUACAAGCUCAAGGAGGGCGAGGCCGGGUCCGCGAUCAAGCACGCGCUCGCCGCGGGCUACCGGCUGCUCGACACGGCGCACGUCUACUGCGGCGGCAAGAUGGAGCCCAUCGUCGGCAAGGCCAAGACCGAGGACGUCUUCCUCAUCACGAAGCAGUGGCGCGGCUUCCACGGCCACGCGGAGACGACGAAGUGCCUCAACCAGUCGCUGUCGCGGCUCAAGGUCGACAAGGUCGACCUGCUCCUCAUGCACUGGCCCGGGCCGGGCUACAGCGCCAUGGGCCGGUCGAAGGAGCGCAUCGCCAAGGAGGGCAUCGAGUGCUACUUCAAGAAGGGCCACGAGGACAUCGCGGCCGUGCGCCUCGAGACGUGGCGCGCGAUGGAGGACGCGUACCUCGCGGGCAAGUGCGGCGCCAUCGGCGUGUCGAACUUCAGCGCGGACCACCUGCGCAAGUUGUUGGAGUGGGAGGGCCUGCGCGUCAAGCCCGCGGUGUUGCAGAACGAGCUCCACCCCUACCUCCAGCAGAAGGACGUCGUGGAGCUCUGCGCGGAGCACGCGAUCCUCGUGCAGGCCUACGCGUCGCUGGGCGGCCAGGACUCGGCGGCGAAGCACUGGGCGGAACUCGACCGGCCGCCCCUGCUCGAGCACCCGGCCGCGGCCGCCGCGGCGAAGGCGCACGGCGCGACGCCCGCCGCGGUCCUCCUCCGCUGGGCCGUGCAGAAGGGCUACGCUGUCAUCCCCAAGUCGCGCGACAAGGGCCGCAUCCGCGCGAACACCGAGCUGGGCUUCGUCCUCGACGACGCCGAGAUGGCCGCGCUCGACGCGCUCGACCUCGGCGGCAUGAAGGGCCGCCUCUGCUGGCGCAAGGACGAGCUCCGCAUGAUGGAGUUCCCCUGA